AUGGCUAAAUCACUCUCUCUACUCUGCUUCCUUCCAAAACCAAUGGCCUUUUCAUCAACAACAAAAGCAACCUUCUAUCCUUCUCUCUUACCCUCAAAAAGGUCCAAUCUUUUAAACAUACCCAUCGUCUCACUAACGCAAAGUCUCUUCUCCACCACUUCUACUAGAUAUCCUCUUCAAUAUGAUAUGAUCAUUAACCGCCCAGCUAAGCCCCAACGCCCCCAAUGUCGGCCACGACCUGCUCGAAUCACUAGACCAAACUCAGACUCCGACUCACCUCAAAACCCAGAUGCAGAACUCGGUCUUGAUUCAUGGGCUGAUCAAAAACUGUCUCAAGAUGAGAUGGAUAAUUCUAAAAGAAAGUAUUAUAGAAAGAGGAGGAAAAGAAUGUAUGGGUCAGAUUCUGACGAGGAAAAUAAGAAAAAUGAAGAAGGUUUUGUAGAGUUGAAGCCCGAGGUUGUAGAAUUUCAUAGGUUGCAUAAGAGAGAGGAGGAAUUGUAUUUUCAUGAUGCAUUUGCUUAUCCAUGGGAGAAAGAUAAGCAUUAUAAGAUGGUUUAUCAAUUGGAGAAGAAGUAUUUCCCCGACCAAUGCCUUGAUAAGGCAUUUCUUGAUCCUAAAGACUCAAAUAAUGUGAAUCAAAGAGGGAAAACAAAGAAGACCAAGAGUGGUGUCAAGAGAGGAGAGAAGGAGAGAGAUCAUAGUGGGGUUGAAGAGGGAGAGGAAGAUAAAAGGUUGGUUUUUUUCGAUGAGGAGGAGAAGGGUGAGAAAGGGACUAAUUUGAACGAUAAAAAGGAUGUUACAGAGAGGAAAGUGGAGGAAUUCUUUAAGUGUUUGAAAAAAGUUCCCAAUAAGGAUAAUGAAGUGGAUAUUGGAGAGCCUUAUAUUGCUACAAGGAAUACUCUGCCACCAAGGUGGGAUGGCCCUUAUGGGACUGUGGUUUUGGUGAAUAAGCCUAAAGUAAAGAAUGAAACCUCGGUUCCAGCUGUACAGUUGUGGAAAAGAAAACGAUUGCCUAAUGAAUUUGUUCACUGCGGCUAUGAUGGCCCUUCCCCCUCAAUUUUCGAACAGGAACUGAACAAAAAGGAUUUAGUUCUAAGGGGGAAGUUGCUUUUUUGUUUUAAUAUCAUGUCAAAAGGACGUGAAAUUAGCAAGGAUAGAGUGUUUGAUUAUAAAACAGGAUGGACUUCGUUUACGGUUUGUGGAAAGCUGCGUCGCCUGGUCAAAGUGAAAAAGGUGGGGCAUGCUGGAACGCUUGAUCCCAUGGCAACUGGUUUACUGAUUGUGUGUGUUGGUAAAGCCACAAAGUUGGUAGAUAGAUAUCAAGGUAUGAUUAAGGGUUAUAGUGGAGUGUUCCGUUUAGGGGAGGCUACUUCUACUUGGGAUGCUGAUUCGCCAGUUAUUCAGCGUGAGCCUUGGGAGCACAUUAAAAAUGCAGAAAUAAAGAAAGCUGCUGCAUCCUUUUGUGGGGAGAUAUGGCAAGUUCCACCGAUGUUCUCUGCAAUCAAAGUUGGAGGUGAAAAGAUGUAUGAGAAAGCAAGGAGAGGAGAAAGCAUUGAGCUUUCACCAAGAAGAAUUUCAAUUUUUCAAUUUGACAUAGAGCGAAGCUUAGAGGACAGACAAAAUUUGAUCUUUCGGGUGACAUGCUCUAAAGGAACAUACAUUCGGUCACUAUGUGCGGAUCUUGGAAAGGCUCUUGGAAGGUAA
This is a messenger RNA of Dovyalis caffra, 1704 nucleotides long. The record is from the annotation of a GenBank genome assembly. Lineage: Eukaryota; Viridiplantae; Streptophyta; Magnoliopsida; Malpighiales; Salicaceae.